This is a messenger RNA of Vitis riparia (riverbank grape), 423 nucleotides long. RefSeq names its product arf-GAP with ANK repeat and PH domain-containing protein cnt-1-like. The record is from RefSeq and is a predicted model, not a curated record. The transcript is spliced from 2 exons. The coding region runs from base 1 to 423 and encodes 140 amino acids. Gene Ontology annotation, molecular function: protein binding. Lineage: Eukaryota; Viridiplantae; Streptophyta; Magnoliopsida; Vitales; Vitaceae.
AUGAGGACUCUUUUUAUCUCCGAAGAUCUGUGGGAGCUUGUGGAUAAGGGUUAUGUAGAAGAGGAAAUUCCAGGGGAUGCUAUGAGAGAUGUACGAAAGAAUGAUGCCAAGGUUGCAGCUCACGAUGGAGAUGGCAGCCAAACUGACAUCCCAGUCAUGGAUGACUCUGUGUAUAAGGCAGCAGCGAAGGGCGACAUUGAAGUUCUGAAGACAAUUCCAGAGUCCGAAUUUCAUGCCCAAUUAACCCCAAAGCAUAACACGAUACUCCACAUCGCAAGUGAAUUCGGUCAAACAGAGUGUGUGAAAUGGAUCCUUACGUUGCCUGCAUGUUCAUCUCUACUGCGAUGCCCUAAUCUGAACAGGGACACUCCGCUUCACCUUGCAGCAAGGGAAGGGCAUUUGAAGAUGUGGUGGAGUCAUUGA